AUGGGGCCCCCCGGGCAAUAAGGGAUCAUAGGGCCCCUAUGUCCUCGCCCACACCCAAAAAAGCCUAGUAAAAAGCCAAUGAAAGGUACCAGGGGCAUCUUCAUGGGCCCCCUACUGACCCCGGGCCCUCAGGCAAAUGCAAUUCAGCCGCAGGUGGUUGCACGUGUGGGAACAGAUGUGAUCAGGGGCGGACUGACAACUUAUGGAGGCCCCGGGCAAUAGCGGAUCAUGGGGCCCCUGUGUCCUUGCCCAAACUCAAAAAAGCCUAUGAAAAAGGUACCAGGGGCAUCUCAUGGGGCCCCCUACUGACCCUGGGCCCUCGGGCAGUGCCCGAGUUUCGAAAUGGUCAGUCCGCCCCUG
Messenger RNA from Staurois parvus, 360 nucleotides. Lineage: Eukaryota; Metazoa; Chordata; Amphibia; Anura; Ranidae. The record is from the annotation of a GenBank genome assembly.